Molecule: messenger RNA, 1638 nt
Organism: Kazachstania africana CBS 2517
Lineage: Eukaryota; Fungi; Ascomycota; Saccharomycetes; Saccharomycetales; Saccharomycetaceae
Gene: SKN7
Product: kinase-regulated stress-responsive transcription factor SKN7
Exons: 1
Coding region: 1-1638 (545 amino acids)
Biological process (GO): regulation of DNA-templated transcription; phosphorelay signal transduction system
Molecular function (GO): phosphorelay response regulator activity; DNA-binding transcription factor activity; sequence-specific DNA binding
Source: RefSeq, a predicted model, not a curated record
AUGAGUUUCGAUUCACAUAACUUAAAUGUAGAUAUUCCAGCUGUUAUGAAGGCUUCGGCUAAUUUGAUCCCCGCUGAAGCUGAUUUGCAAAACAUCACCACUGAAACAACUACCAAUAUUAGUGGAAAUAAAAGCAAAACUAAUAGUUCCAAAAAUAAUAGUAAGGCAGCAUCCAAUGAGUUCGUUAGAAAACUUUACAACAUCUUAGAAAAUAAUGAAUACCCAGAUAUUGUUCGCUGGACAGCUAGAGGUGACAGUUUUGUUGUUUUGGAUACUGGAAAAUUUACGACAAAAAUUUUACCAAAUCACUUCAAGCAUUCAAAUUUUGCCAGUUUCGUUAGACAGCUGAAUAAAUAUGAUUUUCACAAAAUCAAAACUAAACCAGAUGAUAAAGAAAAGCUGAUAUAUGGUGAACUAAGCUGGGAAUUUCAGCAUCCUUGUUUUAGAAUUCAUGAUGCAUCUCAAUUGGACAAUAUAAAAAGAAAAUUAACAUCUCAAAAGAAGAUGGAUGAUCGUCCCCCUGUUGGCGUUAAUAAAAACCAUCCCUCCCAACAAAAUGAACAGGGAGCGAUGCAUACUGUUAGUAAUGACACUAUCAAUCUUUUACGAAAAAGAGUCGAUGGUUUAGAAAAAGAGUUACGAAUGUACAAAGACGAGAACUUAAACUCUAAAGUGGAAGUUCAAAAGCUAAAUUCCAAAUACAAUACGGUUUUGAGUAGUCUUGUUGCAUUCAAAACGGUUAACGAAAAUUUAAUGAACAAUUUCAACAUACUGUGUUCCACUUUAGUAAAUCAUGGGAUUGAACUACCCCACCCACUAUAUGCUACCGGUAAUUAUCAUUCCAGCAAGAGCACUGGCCCUGAUAGCAGUGGUAAUAGUUCGAAAACGCAUAAUCCCCUACCUCUAAUGGUGCAAGAUACUAAAUUUCAUUCACAGCAACAAGGGGUCGUACAUCAAGCAGAUUCAAUGAUGAAUAUAUCAAACAAUACAACUAUAUCACCUCCUGUAAAGAGUGAAGAAUCGUUAGACCUUAAUAAUAUCGUUCUUAGGAAGGGCUUUCACGUCUUACUAGUUGAAGACGACGCUAUCUCAAUUCAACUUUGUUCCAAAUUCCUUAGAAAAUAUGGUUGUACAGUGGAGGUUGUUACUGAUGGCCUUUCUGCAAUUUCAACUUUAGAGAAGUUUAGAUAUGAUCUCGUACUAAUGGAUAUUGUGAUGCCCAACUUAGAUGGAGCAACUGCUACGUCCAUUAUAAGGAGCUUCGAUAACCAAACACCGAUCAUUGCUAUGACAGGUAAUAUUGAAGACCAAGAUUUAAUAACUUAUUUGCAACAUGGCAUGAACGACAUCUUAGCUAAACCGUUUACUAGAGAUGACCUGCAUUCUAUGUUGAUACGCUACCUUAAAGAUAGAGUGCCUUUAUGCGAACAACAAUCAUCACAGCAAGACAGGAGAUUAUCUUCUCAAUCAAGCCACAACCAGUCCAAUACUCCACAACAACAUUUACAGCUAUCCGUGGCUCCACAACAGAUAUCUCCCAGUAGCACUCAAUUUCCGUCAAGUAACCAAUCGCAGUCAGCAUUUCAUAAUACAGCAUACGAUGAGAAUUCUCAUAUUUUGAAGAAACAACAUACAUAA